GGCUGCACAGGAAGUGAAGCAUCAGAGACAUGUUUGCUAGUUAGCCUGCAGGUUAGCACACCAGCCUUUUUGCAGAAUGGCAAACUGAAGAGUAGUAACUCUCUCCAACAGGAUUUAGCGACAUAAAUUAUAACUUAAUGGUUUCCCGGAGACGCAGUUUGUCGACUUCACAGCCAUGUCAAGCAGAAAGCGAGCCAGAGAGAGGGAGAGGGACAGGGAGGAGCACAAAAAACACAAGGAAUCAAAAGAGGAUUUGGAGAAACUCAAAUUACAGGCGAAGAAACUCAGCCAAGAAGUCCAGAAGCUGAAGCACGUCGAGACUUUCUAUGAGAAACCGCCCCCAGGACUUAUAAAGGAGAAUGAGGAAAAACCGGAGGACUGUAUUCCUGUUGCACCAGGAAAUGAAGAUGCCAGGGACUUCCUGGCACAUGCACCCACCAAGGGGCUGUGGAUGCCUCUGGGGAAGGAGGUGAAGGUGAUGCAGUGCUGGAGAUGCAAGCGCUAUGGCCACAGGACAGGAGAUAGAGAGUGUCCCUUCUUCAUCAAAGGCAACCAAAAACUGGAGCAGUUCAGAGUGGCUCAUGAAGACCCAAUGUAUGACCUUAUUCGGGAAAACAAAAGGAAUGAAAAAGAAACCAGGAUCCGGCAGCUGCAGCAGCUGCUCCAGGACACCACCUCUUCCUCCUCUGACUCAGACAGCUCCUCCUCUUCUUCCUCCUCCUCUGAGCACCGCCACAGCAAGAAGAGGAGAAAGAGGAAGAAGAAGAAGAAGGAGAAGAAGAGGAAGAGGAAGCGAAAGCACAAGUCCUCCAAAACUAGUGACUGCUCAGACUCUGAUUGAACAUUAGGAACCUGUGGCUCAUGCUGUUGUACGCCGGUGCGUUCUACUUGCUAUAAAACAGAAGGGCAGACCUGUGAAUGAGGUAGCAGCAGUAAUAGAUCUUACCUAGUGGCAAAGUGUGUUUGCUGUAGUGCACCACAGAGUGCAUUAAUAGGAACUGCACUCUAGAGACCUCUCUAUGCCUGGUUUCUACUUAUGUGUCUGUGGGUGAAGCUCUAAAAUCCUCCCAUCUGUCAUGCAUGGCUUCUCCCAUCAGUUUGAUUUGCUCGAGGGUCACCACAACUUGACAUCAUCUCUAUUAGAUCAUACAGUGUCGAAUCAUAUAGAGCAGCUGCUUAAAAAACGGGUGUACAUGAAGCGUGCUUACAUGUGUGCAUAUGUGUGUCAACAAGCAUUAAUUGCAUGGAUGAUACAGCUGAAGUGAUGUGAAAUGAGCUCAGUGGUGUAACAGAUAUAAAGGGUGUUCUUUUACAGGGUCUUACAAGAUAGCAUGUCAGCAGAUGCAGCGUGUUAUUAAGAGAUUGUAUUUUCCACCCAUACUUUUCUCCUUUGCCAUUUUGCUGGCAUUAAAGUGACAGUUCAGACUUUUACACAUAUAGAGAAUGGAGCAGCACACUCCUGGUGAUCUCGAUCUUGUGACAGGGAAGGAGUUAAUGAGCCAAACUUGGUGGAUGUACUACACUCGCAUAGACCAGGAAAUAACCACUGUAUGAGUAAAAUCUGAACUAUCACUUUAAAUACUUUGAUUGUAGACUUGUGCGAAAUGAGCAGAUGUGGAGGGAAAAAAAAGUCAAAAUUAAGCGUUUGAGUACAGCUCCAGUUUGUUUUCCACACAACCCAGAAUGUUUGAAUGCUUAGGCAUGUAUAUAAAUAUUUGGAAUGAUUUGAGGUUGGAAUAUGCAUAUUUCCUUUCAAGCGGCCCCAGAGCCGGGGCCAGAAUGUAUGUGAAUGUGUGCUCUUAUGUUGAGAAUAAAGAUGGCUCUUAUUCUCUUAAGUGUUAAGCUAA
This is a messenger RNA of Myripristis murdjan (pinecone soldierfish), 1847 nucleotides long. RefSeq names its product RP9 pre-mRNA splicing factor (gene rp9). The transcript has 6 exons. The record is from RefSeq and is a predicted model, not a curated record. Gene Ontology annotation, biological process: RNA splicing. Bases 176 to 841 code for a protein of 221 amino acids. Lineage: Eukaryota; Metazoa; Chordata; Actinopteri; Holocentriformes; Holocentridae.